This is a messenger RNA of Bactrocera oleae (olive fruit fly), 5974 nucleotides long. RefSeq names its product stall (gene stl). Gene Ontology annotation, molecular function: metalloendopeptidase activity. Lineage: Eukaryota; Metazoa; Arthropoda; Insecta; Diptera; Tephritidae. Gene Ontology annotation, biological process: extracellular matrix organization; proteolysis. The record is from RefSeq and is a predicted model, not a curated record. Gene Ontology annotation, cellular component: extracellular matrix.
GUAGCGUUUUAACGGUGAGCUGCACAAUGCAAGCACAUGCAUACACACGCUCGUGCCAAGCAAGAAUUCGCGAAGCACACACCGAUCGUGCCGUGGUCGUGUGCUAAUGCUGCUUUUUUGCGACGCUGUGCUGUGGGUCGCUUCGUGGCGCUGCGGAUUUUUACAAAUUUCCACCUGUGACUCGCGCUUUUCAUUCAUUCGCCAAUAAGCCACCGAAGUGGCAUAUCGCACACGCGGAAAAGCACUCGACGCGCGCGCUGAAUGCUGAACGAAUUGUGAUCCAUGAUAAAUAAGUGCAUACAUAAAUAUUAAAUACUUAAUUGUAACAGUGCGAAUAGAAUGUGUAUAUAUAUUGUUAAUUGAAUUAAGUUGAAGAAGACACAGUAGGAGCAACUAUUUUAAGCAAAUGGCACAAAAUUUAUGCAACAGUUAUUAACUUGCCAGCAAUCAUAAUAAUAAAACUAAUAAGAAAAAGCUAAAUAAGUGAAAAAUUCCAAAAACAAAAAAUAUAAAAACAAAACAAAAACAUCAAAAGCAAUAGCAGCGGCAAUAAAACGCAUAGAGCAAAUUUUAUUAUGUGCAAAAAAGCGGUCAAUUGUAGUAAGAAUAACAACAACAGCAACAAUGGUGAAGAAAACGCAAAUUAACAUCAUCGGCGAGUAAAAAAGCAACAAUUAAACAACACGCUGAACAUUGUUUUGAGGCAAUUUAAAUCAAAGCAAAAAUCAGCCCACAUUUUACGAAGCAAAAAACCAUAUAAAUAAACAAAAAUUACAACAGCAACAAAAGCACAAUAAGGCAAAAAUCCCGAUCUGACAAAAAACUUGCGGCUGACUGCUGGAAAAUCGCAUAAGAAGCUACAACAACACAAAUAACAAUAACAACAAAAAUAACGCUCGCGCAGCUGUUGUGUGCGCACGCCUGCCAGCCCUACGACAGACAGACAGACCAAAAGCAUUAAGCUUGGCUUAGUUACACAGCGGGAGCCUCACGUUCGCUUGCCGAAGUGUUGGCCCACCAACUUGGCUUGAACACCGUGUUUCAACGGCUAAGAAACAGCUGCAAUGCUUACGGAUUAGCUGUGGCAUCAGCUGUUGUUGUUGCUGCUGGUUGAGCUGCCCCCAUUUAUGCCCAGCUCACCACCGAAACACGACGUCACGCUAAGCGCACGCGUUCUUACUGCCUCCGCACUCUUCACUGCAUAUGGCUGUGAUUGUUUUGCUUUCGUUUUUCCGCGCUUCGCGUUUUCUAUUUUCAACGAUUUUUAUAACAGUUUAAGUUUUUUGUUUCGUAUUUUGUGAUAUUUGUUGUUGCUGAAGACUCUUUUAAACGCCAACGCUUGAUGAUGUGCUCACCUAGUGGCUUCGUUUUCAUUUUAAUUGCUACUUUAAUUUGGAAUUGUUUGCAUUUUGAGUGCGCGGUGCACGACAACAACAACAACAAUGCAAGUAGCAGUAUUAGUAGCAACAAUAGUAGCAGCAACACUAACAAAUCUGUUGUGAGCAAUCGCGGUUGGUUCAACAAAAGCACAGCGAGUCACAGUCAUGUCGCCUCCGCCGCCCGUUUUCCCAAUAGCGGAAUGGCAGAUGACAGGAGAAGUAGCAGCAACAGUACCCACAACGCCAGCAACACCAACAGCAACCAAAAUGCGAAUGGUAACGCUCGCGCUGUUGGCGGUCGCCGUCUGCGCAUCGAUAUCACGCGGAAGCACAGCGUUCAUCUGAAUGGUGUCGAGAUUAAGGAAAGUUCACUCGCUGAUCAUUUGGCUGAACAUGAAAAAGAGUUAAUAUUUGGAAAAGAGAAAGAAGGGCGUCCGCUUAAAUUGGUGCAUUUACAACAUCUAACAGAUGCCAGCGACGUCAAUGCAGGAACUUUAGCUGCUGAUUCAGUAACGCCGGCAGCUUUCAUGUCACAAAAAAAGCAACAACCAACGCACAAAUCAUCGCAUCGUGUCAAACGUUCUGACACCAGCGCCACCGCAGAGAGCCAAAGAGCCGACGCGCAACCGCAAUCGGCAGCGAGUGAAGACGUUGUCUCUGUGCAAAUAAAAGACAACGACCAAUCGGUGCACCUACAGCUACGCCAGACACCGAAACUAAUCGACGAUGCUUUUGUAUUCAUCCGACGCUAUGCCAACUCGACACAGUUCAUUGAGGAUUCGCAUAAAUUAGCCGAGCGGUAUGAGCGAUGCUUUUACAGUAAUGAAAAUUCAGCACUUGACCUUUGCGAUGAUGAAAAUGUGCGCGGCGUAUUCCAUCACAACUCCACCAAUUAUAUCAUACAUCCACUGCCAGCACGUUUUGGCAACUCCACCCACGUAAUACUCGAAUCGAAUUAUCACCUGCCGCCCAAAGACACCAGAGAAUCUGCCGUUAUGCCAUUGGCAGCGAGUGUACUCAACGCAAGCGUACAAUUUGAGCCUGAAGAGGAGAGUUUCAACGAGUUGAACGACUUCACGUUAGAGCCCACCGUAAGUGAAUAUACGGCCCGUCCAGUGCGUAAUACCGGCUAUGUGACCUACGAAGAAUUCGCAGAAGACACAACACAUAACUACACAUAUCAUCACAACGGAAGAGGCGAUAAAUUAAAGAAAUAUGUGGAUAUAAAUUUACGUUAUAAGCCACGUUAUCAUCAUCACAACGGCGUGGAACAGCACCAAUUUCAUCGUCAGAAACAUUCGCGCCAACGACAACAUUUACAUGAUCAACAACAAGAAGCACUGGCGUCCAAACAGAAGCCGAAUAAACUGCCACAACGCCAAAGAAAACUAAAAGAACAUCACCAACAUCGUAAACAACAACAAUCGAAAGCAACAUUGCCAACACUGCUUGAGCACAUCGAUUUGAUGCCCAACGACAACAACAAUGACGAAAACAAUAAUAAAAGCAAAAAGCACAAUGAACACGAUGACCAUCAACAGCAUCGACGUCGUCGCCGGCGUCGUAACAUUGCUUCGGGCAGUACGAAGAUACCACAAGAUCUGUACAUUGAGACGGCGAUCUUCGUUGAUCGUGAUCUCUUCCAGCAUAUGUCGAAGAAUUUUCCCGACAAUACCGAAAGUCAAAUGAUACGUUUUGUAUUGGCAAUGAUAAAUGCCGUUCAACUGUUAUAUCACGAUCGUUCGCUGGGGCGUCGCAUUAAUUUCGUGUUGAAACGUUUAGAGAUACUUUACAAUGAUCCGUCUAGUUUACGGCGUUCCGAUGAUAUUGAUACGUAUUUGAGUAAUUUUUGUGAGUGGCAGCAACGUUUAAAUCCGCCGCAGGAUAGUGACACUAUGCAUUAUGAUCAUGCAGUGAUAUUAACAGGUCUUGAUUUGUACGUUGUGGAUAAAGGCGGUAAGAAGAUCAAUCAGGUGGUUGGUCUUGCACCAGUGUCCGGCAUGUGCACGAAUACUUCUUCAUGCACCAUCAACGAGGGCAAACAUUUCGAAAGUGUUUUCGUUGUAGCACACGAGAUCGGCCAUAACCUUGGCAUGCGGCACGAUACAAUAAACGACCGGAAUUGCGAUCCCACACGAUAUAUUAUGUCGCCUACAUUGGGCAGUGGCAAGACGACAUGGUCGGACUGUUCGCGUGAUUAUUUGGAAAAGUUUUUGAGAAAAGGUUUAGGCAGCUGCCUCUUCGAUCACGGUCAAUUUGCCAACAAUUUGGAUCAUUUGGCUGAGGGUAUACUGCCGGGUGAACGUUUUGAUGCCGAUCAGCAGUGUAUGCUUAAAUAUGGACGCCCUUCGAUGCGCGCUAAAAAUCAAAAGCAAGCAGAUAUUUGCACUGAUUUACACUGUCAGCGUGAUCGUUAUACUUGGACAUCGCAUCCGGCUUUGGAGGGCACCACAUGUGGGCCAAAUAUGUGGUGUCGUAGCGGUACUUGUGUAAUACGUCCUGCCUAUGUUGAACCCUAUCACACCCCUAAACUUGUAUCAACUGCUAGUAAAGCGGGUUACGAUAAGUCGAAUUUUCUGGAAUCCAGUAAGAUGGGUCACCUAUUGCACGAAUACAACUAUAAUAAGCCUGUUAGUUGGAGUGAAUGGAGCGAGGUGAGUGACUGUGCCUCUGGCUGUCUUUAUGGACCUUCUCGUCGUCUGCUCGAAGGCAGCACGGGUCUACGAACAUACUCACGUCGAUGUGUUGAUCAUUAUAGACGUUGUCUCGGGCGUGACCAUAAAUACGAGUCUUGCGUAGCCAAAGACUGUUACAGCUUGAAGAUCGUUAUGACAAUUGAAGAAUUCGCUUAUGACAAAUGCAGUCGUGCGCAAAAGUCGGAUGCGGAACUGACGGGCGAGGGUGUGCAAAUAAUUGGAGAUAUUGAGGAGUCUUGCAAAGUUUACUGCCGCUCGAAAACGAAUGGUACCAAAACGCGUCGCUGGACUUUCCCUGACGGUACCACAUGCCGCACAACACUUUACAAAGCCGAAGAUAUAUCAUACUGCAUUGGUGGACGGUGUGAGAAGUUCUCAUGUGACAACUCGACACAAAAUUACUACAAAUUGGAUCCACAUUUUUGUGAGCAACGAAGAACGUCACCAGCACGUGCCGAGGAAUCGGAGAGUCGACGCUACAACACGGUGCAUGGCUCCACUGCUAGUGGCAAUAAUUUAAGUUAUAAUAAAAAUUACCAUAACAGCAAUAACAUACCACAGUACAACAUCUAUGCGCCAACAACAUAUCGUAGCAAAUACGAGAAUGAGGUGGCCAUACGCAGUUUCCAUGGUCAGGAGCGCGAAUCACCCUACAAACGUAAAACGGGCGUCUAUCAACCGUGGAGUAAAUACAAUUAUCCACUGCGCGACUCAGCGCAACCCGUGGCGCAGCCACAGCCGCCGAAGCCGCCACCUCCCGUCUCCGCUUCAUUGGUAGCCCUGGACACGUCAGUAACAGCGGCGGCAGCAGAGCCAGAAUGGAUUGUCAAAUCCGGUUGCCAUUCAAGUUGUAUGGCCAAAUCGAAGGGCAUUCAAGUGGUGACCUCGCGUCGCACCGGUGCCAAUAAUAUACAGUUAUGCACGCAUACCGCCAAGCCUUGUGAACGCUUGCUGUCGGCCACCGAACAUGCGGAACACACAUGCGCGCGCUACAAGCUGAAGGUGCGCGGCCUCUCUGGCUAUGGCACGCAAAUUGCGGCGAGCGUCGAUGAGCCGGAUAGGAGUUGUCGUGUCGGCUGCCAGGAUGAAUCUAUUAAGUAUCGCUUUUAUUUGGUGAACGGGCGGUAUGGGCACUUUCCGCUGGGCACUAAAUGCUCAAAUACGGAGGAGCGAUAUUGCGUCAAUGGCAAGUGCUUGGAAUUUGGGCCAGACAAUAUACCGUUACAGCAGUCGCAUAUCAGUUUGGCCUUAUUUCGCAAUCGGCGCUCACUACCAUCGCUGGAUUUGAUGUCGCAGAGUGAAGUUGCGGAGCCGAAGGUGGAGAGUGUGCGCCAGCGUCGUAGCUAUCUUUACUUUGACCCCGUAAAUAUAACAGAGACAAUCACGCAAGAUUUCAUAAAUACUAUUGUGAAGAGUAUAAUGGACUUUGAGCAGCAGCAUGUCGAGGAUGAAUUACUCAAUCCUGAGCACAUCGAAUUCAAUAAUCCCAUACACAUUGCAACCCAAGUAGAAGCAACAACAGAACUGCAAGCGACUACAUAAAUUCCAAAAAUAUUCUUCCCGAAUUAGCAGCGCCAAAUAUCGAAUUGCUAAUUAUUUGUACCUAGUUAUCUAACUAAUAAUUUAAAACACAUACAUAUACGCAUAUAUUUAUUUUUUAUGUUUCGAUCAGCGAACCAAACGAGGGUCUUUUAUGUGUACGCUAUUGUAGUGAUAUUUUCAUUAGGGGUUUGAAUAAAUCAUAGCUUUCGAAGUGAUCUUAAGUUAAAAACAAAAAACAUUAUUUAUGUACAGAUGAACUUUAUCUGCAUAUAAUAUAAUAUGCUGAUAAAGUAUCUUAUUUCCCGAAUAUGAGUUGUAGAAUAUGUACUAUAUGUAUUUACAAUAAAUAUUAUUAAA